GUGGCCUGUGGCAUACGAUCCUAUUUGCAUAAAGUGAAUUAUCAGUUUGAGUCGCGGAGUCUUGGUGCUCGGGUCGAAAAGGGGUCUACUGUGUUCGGUCUUCGGUCUCGACUCUCUUUUGAUGUUCAAGGUUCAGUGUUAAGUGUUCCGCUGGUUACGCCAGGCCUCGAUGACAAUCGAUCGCAAUCAGCUGUUGGUCUCGUUGGCCCCACCAGCAGCGAUUAUGUGACUAAGUGACUGACUGACAAAGUAUUGAUGUCGUUACAGUAAUUGAAGAGCCGCGCAGUCGAACGGACGUCAGCGUGGACAAAAGGGCAAACGGCUAACACAACUCUACCUGAUUUACCUGCUGCUGCCACGAUGAGUGCUGCAGGCGAUCACCUGGAACUGAUCGUCUUUGGACUGCUGCUGGGCAUUAUCUGCCUGAUAGUUUCGUUGAUUUGCCACAGGCGGAAUGCACGUCUGUUGGGGCGCGCCCCGCCGGGACCUUGGGGUCUGCCGCUGCUUGGCUAUUUGCCAUUCGUUGAUCGCCUGGCGCCGCACAAGUCGCUGCAGGCGCUGGCCAAGCGCUACGGCGGCAUCUAUCAGCUGAGCAUGGGCAGCGUGCGCACCGUGGUGCUGUCGGAUGCGGCGCUGGUGCGCGAUUUCCUGAGACACGAGGAGCUGACGGCGCGUGCGCCGCUCUACCUGACGCACGGCAUCAUGGGCGGCUAUGGCAUCAUUGGCGCUGGCGGGGACAUCUGGAAGUAUCAGCGAAGGCAGCUCAUCGAGUGGCUCAAAGCGUUGGGCAUGACGCGCAAACAGUGCGAGACGCGUGCGCAGCUGGAGCAGCGCAUCAGUUGCGGCGUCAAUGAGUGCGUCCAGUCGUACGAGUCGGAAGCGAAGGAAGCCGAGCUGCUGGAUCCGCUGCCAGCGCUGCAGCACACGCUGGGCAACAUUAUCAACGAUCUGGUCUUUGGCGAGACCUAUGAGCGACGCGAUCCCAAUUGGCUGUAUUUGCAGCAGCUGCAGGAGCAGGGCGUCAAGCUGAUCGGCGUCUCGGGCAUGGUUAACUUUUUGCCCUGGCUGCGACAUCUGCCGGGCAACAAGCGCAGCAUCCGCUUUCUGCUGGACGGAAAGGCCAAGACCCAUGCGCUCUACGAUCGCAUCAUCGGACGCUGCAACCAGCAGCUGCAGCAGCAGCAGCAGCAGCCCAAGCGCAGCAUAUUGGCGCACUUCUUGCACGAACGUCAGCCGUACUCGCAGCUUUAUUGCGAUGAGCAACUGCGCCACCUGUUGGCCGAUCUCUUCGGCGCUGGCGUGGACACAUCGCUGGCCACGCUGCGCUGGUUUCUGUUGUAUAUGGCGCGUGAGCAGCGCUGCCAGCAGCGACUGCAGUCGGAGCUGCGGUCACUCAGCGAGUCGCCCACGCUGGCCGAGCUCGAGCCGAUUGCCUAUCUGCGCGCCUGCUUGUCCGAGGCGCAGCGCAUUCGCUCGGUCGUGCCGCUGGGCAUACCGCAUGGCGUCGAUCAGGACACAGUCGUGGGUGACUAUCACUUGAAGAGGGGCACCAUGGUGCUGGUGCUGCAGUGGGCCAUACACAUGAAUCCCGCCGUCUGGCCGGAGCCGGAGCAGUUCCGUCCGGAGCGCUUCCUCAACGCUGAUGGCGACUACGCGGCACCGGCUCAGUUCAUACCCUUUCAGACGGGCAAGCGCAUGUGUCCCGGCGAUGAGCUGGCCCGCAUGAUGCUCACGCUCUUCGCUGGCCGCAUUCUCCGACGCUUCCACAUCCAGCUGCCUGCCGAAGAGGCGCAGCGCGUGGACAUGCAAGGCGAAUGUGGCAUCACCUUGGCCCCGGCGCACUACAAACUGAAAUUUACCCAUCUGGAAGAGCUGCCCAAGAAUUCAUAG
Messenger RNA from Drosophila hydei, 1890 nucleotides. RefSeq names its product cytochrome P450 306a1 (gene phtm). The coding region runs from base 361 to 1890 and encodes 509 amino acids. Gene Ontology annotation, biological process: xenobiotic metabolic process. Gene Ontology annotation, molecular function: heme binding; oxidoreductase activity, acting on paired donors, with incorporation or reduction of molecular oxygen, reduced flavin or flavoprotein as one donor, and incorporation of one atom of oxygen; iron ion binding. The transcript has 4 exons. Gene Ontology annotation, cellular component: cytoplasm; intracellular membrane-bounded organelle. Lineage: Eukaryota; Metazoa; Arthropoda; Insecta; Diptera; Drosophilidae. The record is from RefSeq and is a predicted model, not a curated record.